AUGAGGUUAAAUGUCUGGCAAACAUGGGCGACUCAACGAAAAGUAAACCCAAAAAUGGAAGAAUACGAGCACGAACAACUCGAUAAAAUGUUGCAAAUCUUCUAUACAGAAAUACGCACAAAAGACGGGUGUGAGUACGAACCUGAGAGUUUAAAAUCCAUGCUGGCAGCCCUCGACCGCUAUUUAAAAGAGCAUGACUACAAGUACUCUAUUAUACGAGACCGAGAGUUUCACCAGUCGAAGUUGGUACUCGAAGGAAAAGUGAAGUGUCUCCGUCAACAAGGAAAAGGCAAGAGACCCAACGCCGCGAACGCACUGACAGCCGAAGAAGAAAAAAAUGCUAUGGA
Molecule: messenger RNA, 347 nt
Organism: Pocillopora meandrina
Lineage: Eukaryota; Metazoa; Cnidaria; Anthozoa; Scleractinia; Pocilloporidae
Source: the annotation of a GenBank genome assembly